This is a messenger RNA of Cuculus canorus (common cuckoo), 2372 nucleotides long. RefSeq names its product ELMO domain containing 3 (gene ELMOD3). Bases 16 to 1212 code for a protein of 398 amino acids. The transcript has 11 exons. The record is from RefSeq and is a predicted model, not a curated record. NCBI's taxonomy places the organism in Eukaryota, Metazoa, Chordata, Aves, Cuculiformes, Cuculidae.
GGAGGUGGGCGCGCGAUGCAUGCUGGGUGUUGUAAACGCGGGUGGUGGUGGCAGGACUACGGCUCCCGGUGUGUCCUGCGGCCGCGCAUGCGCAAUGCACGGAGCGGCAGGGCCGGCGAGGGCAUGAGCAGAGGCACCGGGGGCUCGAUGCAGCCGGAGGAGCAGUGGCGAUUCCCCCUGCCCGGCAAGUUGCUCCCUAUCUCGUCUCUGGGACAGAAUGGCCUCCUGCAGGCGCUUGUGCAGGGUGCGGAGCAGCCUGUGGGUGCUGAGCUCAGUGAGGAGCUGCGGCGAGCCCAGGAGGAAUGGGAGGCUGUGGAAGAGAUCCAGUCAGGUCUGGGGGUGACAUUGGCCAGCGCUGCAGCUCCGAUCUCCUUCAGUGAAGCGCUGCAGUUCUUCCAGACAGCCGACCUCUCCGAGUGCAGGAAGAAAGUGCAGGCGACAGUGCGCAGGCAAGGCCUGGCUGCUCUGCUUCACUACUUUUUCGGCCCUCCCCGGCUCCAGCCGCAGCUGCAGGGAGAGCGGGACCUGGCGCUGGCCAUGGCACAAUGUGGUUUGGAUGAUAACGAGCAAGUGCACAUGAGAAUCCUGCAGACCAUUUACAGGAAGCUGACCCAUUCCCGGCUGGGCUGCCCGCGCUAUGGAGUACACUGGGAAGAGCUCGGCUUCCAAGGUGUGGAUCCCGGAACUGACCUGCGAGGGACGGGAAUGCUGGGCUUGAUGCAGUUGCUCUACUUUGUCAUGGACACCCGGACGCUGCCUCUGGCUCUGGAGAUUUUCAAGUUAUCCCAGCACGAAACCCAGAAUUUCCCCUUCUGCCUUAUGUCUGUGAACAUCACCCGCCUCGUCAUCCAGGCCCUGAGGGAGGAAUGUCUCUCCAGGGAGUGCAACCGCCGGCAGCAGGUCAUCGCCGUGCUGAACGACCUCUAUGCGGCGACCUUCCUCCAGCUCUACCGCCUCUGGAAAUGGCAGAACAAGACCAUCGCCGACUCCAGCUUCGUCCUCCAGGAGCUGGAGUUCUCCACUAAAAAGAAACCAAAGCAGCUCCUGAAAUACCUGGAGGCUUAUAUGAACCAAAGGCCUGUGGCCUGUGGCCUUCAACAUCUGUCCCUUCCCUCGACAUCCAUUGGCAGCAGCCAGGCCAGUGAAGAAAUUGCGUUCAUGGGCAUCUGCGAUCCAAGGGUUGAGCUGGAAGGAGAAGCCCGGCUGAUCUGAGCUGUAGGGAGCUCUGCUCGACGCUCCGCUCUCUGAGGAUGCCUGGAUGCUGGCUUGGAAAGGGCCGUGUGGAUCAAGGUGGUGGGUGUGGAGUGGUGAGAGGUGGCUGCUGCCCUGAGGAGGGUCUGAGUCCAUGCUGUGGCCGGUUGGGAGCCUGGAUCACCACCCAGGGUGGGUUUUUGCCCUCUCUUAAGGUGGAUUUUUGCCUAAAUUCCCCCAAAGGGCAGCCUGUUUCUUCCUUCUCUCACCCUGUGAGUGUCCUGGUGCGGUGUUGGCAUCUCUCAGCACUCCAGGACCGAGCUGCAGGAUUUGACCCUCUCCAGGGAGAAAUCUGGAGCAGAGGUGGCAGAGCUGUGGGGUUUAUGAGUCACCAACCUCUGGCUGGGAUAAUCCGUUGUGUCUGUCUCGAAUCCAUCUUUACCCCCAGCAGGAGAGUUUAGUCAUGCUCCAAGUGGAGCCAGAGUAUGGAGCCAGGGUUCCUGAAAGCAAUCAUGGCUCUGGCAGCAGCCCGGAGUGUUUAGAACCCCUGAAUUUGGUUUUGCAUUAAUGGUGGGAUCCAAGGGUGAACACAGGGAAAGGGUGGAGCGGGGUCUGCCUGUGAGCCCAAUUUGGGGCUUGACAGCGGAAAAGCUGCUCUGGAGAAGGGGAACCAGGGUCGGAUUUUGUCCUGCAACUGGAGAGCACAGAGGAGGGUAAGAAAAAUCCCUCCCAGCCUCUGUGUCUGCUUGUUUUGGGGAAAACCUCUUGUUCCAGGGGAGAUGGGAGUUUGGCUUGCAUGUUCCCAGAGGCAGAGGGGCUGUUUCCCACCAUGGUCCCACCAUGCUCCCUCCUUUCUCAGUGCCUCAGUUUCCCCCUUUAUGGAAUGACGCCCUGGCUGCGGGUGAUGCCUGGGAAUUAGCUGGGAGCAGUAAUGGCUGCUCCAUGCCUGAUGCUAGCUGGGGCUUUGGGAUGCUCCAAAGGCCUCCAUCCCUCAAAAGAGGGGAAGAAUUCCCAGAGUGGGAGGUAAAAGGUGUCUGAAUAGGAGAAGCUGGAGUGAGGAUAGUGUAGCGCAGUGCCCAAGGACCCUGAUGGCUGCAGGGUGUUCCCUGCCCUCCAAAAGGGCAGUCGCCUUCAUGGCAGCACUUCCCUUGGUGGAAGGAAAAACACAAUAAAUGGGAAAA